UCAACUUCAGGCCCCUCCUGCGCCACCUAUUUUCUCUGGCCGUACUCCCUCUAGCAGCGGCCCUGUCAUAGUUUCACAGCUCGGCCGUCAAGAUACAGCUACGGAGAUUUUUUUUUUAUCUUCGGUCUUUUUCGGAGCACCACGCCCAGGCCUGAGUGGCAGGAGGGCGCUACUUCUCGGGUUUCACCCUGAGGUGCUGCUCCUGCUCUUGUUGCCCUCAAAGACAGUGAGGAACUGAAGGAGAAGGAGAAGAAGGAACAGAAGACCCUGAGUGUGUCGAGCUGCUGAGGCAACAAGUACCCAGAGCCAGGCUCCAGCUGUCUCAUGUCGCCUUACCUCCUUCCCUCAUCAUCAUCUUCCACGUCUCCAUGUGUCCGUCUAUGAUGCUGUGUCUCCUGCUCACUCUGCUGCUGCUGCUGUCACCAGCCGUCCAUGGCCAAGGUCGUCUGAAGCUGACAGUUCUGUCCGAGGACAGACUGCAGAUGAAAUGGAAGGAGGCUGAUGGACCAGUCCAGGGCUACAAGGUCAGAGUCAAGCCCAUAUCAGAGGUUCCACAGCCAGAGCUGAUGCUAACAACCACACGUGGCAGGGCUACAGUCGCAGGCCUGGACUCCAGUCAGGAAUACGCUCUUCAAGUCCUAGUGCUCAACGGCACCACUGAGAAACUUCUAGCAAAGAGGAGAUUUACAAUGGAGAGUUUAAAAGAGGAAGAAAUGAUCCGCAGCGGCAGCAGAGAGAAGAAGAAGACUCUGUUGGGCGGAUCAGGGUCAGGAGACCUGGACGAUGUCACAGAGGCUCUACAGGGACUGCCAACAGUUCUGUAUCCAACCCCCACCCUCGCUGCGUCUGCUGAUACUAUAGAGCCUUCGCUAACAGGAAGUCCCUCCGAGCUCCCCGAUGAGGCCUCGGAGAAAAAAGAGAAGAGGAAAAGAAAGAAAGAAAAAGAGCGGGAUCGGUCAAAGGGGGAGAACAAAGAGGAGCAAGGAACAACACAGGGGAAACCGGUGGAGGACAAGUCACAGAAGACACCCUACCCAACACAACCAGUCACAGGGAUGUCGCCGAGAAAACCUUAUGAGUGUGACAGUGUUGCGGCGGCAGACAUCAUGCUGUUGGUGGACGGCUCCUGGAGCAUCGGUCGCACCAACUUCAGACGCGUCAGAGACUUCCUGGAGGGUUUAGUGACACCCUUUAACAUCGGGCCAGACUACAUUCAGAUUGGACUAACUCAGUACAGUGGUGACCCUCGCACAGAGUGGAAUCUCAAUAACUUCACUGCGAAAGACCAAGUCCUGGAAGCGGUUAGGAAUUUCCGAUACAAGGGAGGAAACACGUUCACAGGUCAGGCUUUGCUGCAUGUGAUGGAGGAGAACAUGAAUCCCCAGGCUGGAGCCAGGUUAGAUACACCACAGUUCCUGGUCCUGCUGACUGAUGGAAAAUCUCAGGAUGAUGCCAUUGGUGCAGCAAACAAGCUGAAGAAUGCGGGUGUGGAGAUCAUUGCUGUAGGUGUGAAGAAUGCUGAUGAAGCCGAGUUGAGGCAAGUAGCGUCAGAGCCGGUGGACGCGAACGUCUACAACGUCAAUGACUUCCACCUGCUCAGUAAACUGGUGACAAGACUGGUCCACAUUCUGUGUCGGAGGAUAGAAGACCGCGGCGUCACAAAAAGGGUACAGCCAGCUCCCACAGAAGACCCAGUUCUCACCUACCCCAGUCCCACUGACCUGCGUUUCUCUGACCUGGGCUCCAGAGAAGUCAAGCUGCACUGGACCAAUCCAACCAAAGCUGUUCAGCAGUACAGGGUUGUCUACCACAGUGCGGAGGGACAGAGACCACAGGAGGUGGUGUUGACUGGUUCAGAGUCCACUGUACAGCUGGAAGGACUGUCCCCUCAAACCCUGUAUCACGUCUCCAUCUUCCCUGUCUUUGAAAGGGGAGUGGGUUUGGCACUGAGAGGAACUGUGACCACAUUGCCACUGAGCCCUGCCAACCUGGAGGUGACCCCUUCGUCUUUCAGCACACUGAGAGUCAGCUGGGAUGCAGCUCCGGGUGCUACGCAGUACAUGAUCCUGUACUCGGCUCUCAGUCAAGGAGAACCUGACGAUGCCAAAGAAGAGAAAUUCAGCUCAGAGCAGACGGUGGUGGAGCUGACGGGACUGCUGCCAGAAACAGACUACUCUGUCACUCUGUACGCGCUCUAUGACGAGGAUCCGAGUGACCCCAUCACUGCUGUUGCCACCACAUGGUCUAUCCCAUCACCUGUAAGUAUUCAGUUUCCAGUGGUCACACACAGUGCCCUCAGGGUCAGCUGGGUUCCUGGAGCCACAGAUGUCCCUGCACACAGAAUCAUCUAUAGCACCAAUCAUGGAAGUGAUGUCAAGAUGAUGGAGGUAACAGGACAGAACUCAGUGCUGGUCCAAAACCUCUCAUCCUUGUCCAGAUACCUGGUUUCAGUACAGUCUCACUACCCACAAGGCCUUUCUGCAGCAAUCACCAGCAAUGUUACCACAUUGAAAGUGUCUCCACCCUCUGACCUGAGGGUGACUAAUUUUUCUGGCAGUGUCAUCACUGUGCGCUGGGAGGCUGCAGCCGAUGACGUGGUGUCGUACCUCAUCAAGUGGAUCUCACUCAGUGGAGGAGACCUGCGGCAGUUAAGGGUGAGCGGUGAGAGUGAAGGAGCCAUCCUGGAAGGGGUUGAGGACAACAAAGAGUACCAGAUCUCUCUGUCAGCGCUGUAUGGAGAUGGAGCUCAGAGUGAAGCUGUGGCUACUCGCUACAGCACCAUGUCUGGUGGAGGACCGACGAGUGUCACAAUCUCUGAGGAAACGCCAGUCAGCAUGGUCGUCAGCUGGGUUCCUCCCAACGCUCACGUCCUCCAGUAUAGGCUGACUUACACUGCACUCUCUGGGGUUGAAACCCAGGACAGUACUUUGUUGGUCUCCGGCAGUGAAAAGCGAGUGUUGCUGAAAGAGUUACAGCCAGAUACGCGUUACGGUGUCGUCGUCACAGCUGAGUACAGAAACAAAGAAGGAGGAAGUGGUUCAGCUCAGGGAAAAACAGCCAGUCUGAGGGUCAGCAGUGUGAGCGUGGUCAGAUCUGACCACUCCAGCAUCUGUGUGUCCUGGAGACCUGCAUCUGCUGUCUCUGAAUAUCGAAUUGCCAUUCACUCUCUCAAAGACAAAACAACAAAGGAAGAACGCGUGGACGAGUCCAAAAGUAGUCACUGUUUCACUGAUCUGGAAGCAGAGAGUCUGUAUCGCAUCAGCGUGUACUCUAUCUUGGGCUCAGCAGAGGGCGCUGCCGUCUCCAUUCUCCAUCCAACAGCUGCAGCUCCAGCCCAUAUUCCCAUUCAUCCACGGUUAUAUCCUAUCCACAAUGAAGUGUGUCCCGAGGUCACCAUCAGAAACAACAUUGUCAACGGGUUUGACAUGAUGGAAGCGUUCGGUCUGACCCCUAGAGCUCACUCGUCUGUAGAGGGCGUGGUGGCAGAACCGUUCAUCUUCAACACCCGUCCAACCUACAGCCUGUACAGAGACAUCCAGCUGACACAGAGCACCAAGUUUAUCCAUCCUGCAGGAUUCUCUCCUGAACAUACCAUCAGCAUCGCCUUCCGUGUCCUGCAGGACACCCCCAGGGAACCUUUCUCUCUGUGGCAGCUCACAGACAACGACUUCCAGCCAAAGAUGGGAGUCAUACUUGACCCUACCACAAAACACCUGGUCUACUUCAGUCUGGACUACAGGGGGGAGGUGCAGGAACUGACCUUUGACCAGUCCCAGGUCCGCAGACUCUUCUAUGGCAGCUUCCACAAGAUUCACUUGUCCAUCAGUCAGGGGAGUGUGUCUCUGUCUGUAGACUGCCAGCGUGUGGGUGAGAGACCAGCCCGUCCCCUGGGCAGCCUGCCUACUGAUGGUUUUGAGAUGCUGGGAAAACUGAUGAAGACCAGGGGACCUAACAGUGGAUCUGUUCCAUUCCAGCUGCUGUCCUUUGAGAUUGUUUGCAACAACACAUGGGUGUUAGACGACACCUGUUGUGACCUGCCCGGAGUGAGAGAUGAGGAGAGUUGUCCUUCUCAGCCUUACACCUGCACCUGUUCCUCUGACGUUCCUGGAGCUCCUGGUUCACCUGGGCCUACUGGCAGACCUGGUCCUCGUGGUGAGAAAGGAGAUAAGGGAGAAGAAGGCCAGAAGGGGGAGGUGGGUCCACCAGGAAAACCUGGACCUGAAGGAGGACUUGGACUUGUUGGAAAUGUUGGACCGCGUGGGAUAACUGUCCAAGGAAAAGAGGGGCCACCAGGGCCAAGGGGAGGAAAGGGGGACCCUGGGAGACCUGGAGUCCAGGGUUUACCAGGACCUCCAGGUCCUAAAGGGGAAGAAGGAGUUCCAGGUCCUCAGGGCAUCAGGGGACUGGAAGGAAACAUUGGUACACCUGGUCUUCCUGGACCCAGGGGUUUCCAGGGAAUGCCAGGUUAUCCUGGGCAAAUUGGAGAAAGGGGGCCUGCAGGACUGGUGGGACCUACGGGCCUAUCAGGCAGUAAAGGGGAACGAGGUGAGAAGGGGGAGCCUCAGUCUAUGAGCAUCAUCUACCAGCUGGUCACUCAGGCCUGUGAACAACUUGUACACAAGGAGGUCUUGAAGCUCGACAAGUUUAUCAACGAGAUAAGUCGUAAGCCGGCUCCAAUCGAGGAGCCCGUGGGACCCCCAGGAGAACCAGGUAUACCAGGACCAAAGGGUCCACCAGGUGCCAGAGGAACCCAAGGACAAGUUGGUCCCAGGGGGAGACUUGGGAGGCCUGGUUAUCCAGGAGAACAGGGACAGCGAGGUAAAAUUGGGGAGAAAGGUGAUGGAGGGACCAAUGUCCAGGGGUCGCCAGGGAUCAAAGGUUACGCAGGUCCACCAGGUGAGUCCAGACUUGGACCUCCAGGUUCUAGAGGAGAUGAUGGCACACCAGGACCUCCAGGAGGCCUCGGAGCUUCUGGACAAGCAGGCGAGAUUGGACCACCGGGCGUUUGCGACAGCAGCAGAGGCUGCCAGGGUGUUCCCCAACAACCAGCUUACCCCGAGGAAGAGUAUUACGGCUACGAGCCUUGAGAGGGCGUGAAGGAGCAGACAGACGGUUCUGUCUGAAAUGACUGAGCUUCAACUGGAGCUGAACAACUGACUGAAAGAGUGCAGCUGAAAACAGCACCACUAGAGAGUGUCGGUGUCCGACUAACUGACUCCUUACAUGAAAAAAGGACAUAAAACAAUAAACAGGAAGUAGCUCCUUUUCUGAUGUUGAUAUUUUGCAAAAAUAGAUCAGUAUUUAAACUGAAAAGGUAGUAUCGCAAAUGAUUUCCCCAGUGUGUACAACAGAGUAAAGUAGUUUGUAACAACUUUUGUUACCAUGUUAUUGUUCUUUAUGCACUGUAUCCAUGACUAUAGUUAACUUUGGGCUCCUGUCUAACCUGAUCUGCCUCAAGCAUCAUGAAAUAAACCCAUGGUGUAAAAGUUCCACUUUGUUCCAUGGUCAAAAAAAAGAAGCUGUGAGAAAGUCUGUUCCCAUGUGUAUCAUAAUUUGUAUAUUUCAUAUUUUUUAUAUUAUAUAUUAUGAUCAUGUUAUGAUAUUCCCUACUUUGUACAUGCAUAUUGAAAAUCAUCCUGGUUUACAUUUUUAUUAUGUACCUUAGUUUGUGUGUGUGUGUGUAUACAAACAUGCGUGUGUGAGAGAGCUGUGUGUAAAUGGCUAUUUGUGUGUACAUACAUUUUUCCAACUUUGUUAUUAAAGUUUCAAUAAUGUGUCC
Cynoglossus semilaevis (tongue sole) is the source of this 5779-nucleotide messenger RNA. RefSeq names its product collagen alpha-1(XX) chain. NCBI's taxonomy places the organism in Eukaryota, Metazoa, Chordata, Actinopteri, Pleuronectiformes, Cynoglossidae. The transcript has 42 exons. The record is from RefSeq and is a predicted model, not a curated record. Bases 369 to 5087 code for a protein of 1572 amino acids. Gene Ontology annotation, molecular function: protein binding.